Molecule: messenger RNA, 454 nt
Organism: Drosophila biarmipes
Lineage: Eukaryota; Metazoa; Arthropoda; Insecta; Diptera; Drosophilidae
Product: PI-stichotoxin-Hmg3d
Exons: 2
Coding region: 18-392 (124 amino acids)
Molecular function (GO): serine-type endopeptidase inhibitor activity
Source: RefSeq, a predicted model, not a curated record
UUCAACGAAAUUACAUCAUGUUCCGCUUGGGCUUAAUUCUAAUAUUAAUUUUUUGCCUGGCUGUUAUUAUCCUGGCUUACGAAAUGGACUCGGACUCUUUGCAGGAUCAAUACGAAAAGGAGCAGUUUAAUUUACGCAAAAAAAUUUGCCUCCAAGGCCCGGAAUAUGGAAAGUGCAAAGGUCGCCGCACCCUGUGGUACUACAAUACCAACAGGUCCAAGUGCCAGACCUUUACCUACUCCAAUUGCGGUGGCAAUGGCAACCUUUUUUACACCUACGAAAGUUGCAAGGAAUUCUGCGGUAAAUACAACUGGCAUAAAGGUCCUCCUGUCAAGGAACGUCGUCGUAUGGCUGCUGCCAGAAAUAAGCAGCUUGAUAAAAUUCCACAAUAAAUUUAACUUGAGUUACUUAACUUAUGUUUACUUAGAAAUAUUAAAUACAAAUAUAAAAUAAA